Molecule: messenger RNA, 4236 nt
Organism: Eptesicus fuscus (big brown bat)
Lineage: Eukaryota; Metazoa; Chordata; Mammalia; Chiroptera; Vespertilionidae
Product: polycystic kidney disease protein 1-like 2
Biological process (GO): kidney development; detection of mechanical stimulus
Cellular component (GO): membrane
Molecular function (GO): protein binding; calcium channel activity; carbohydrate binding
Source: RefSeq, a predicted model, not a curated record
AUGAGUGCAGCAGACCUGGUCCUCCUGGGGCUUGCUCUGAGGUUUAUGGCCACUCCUGCUCAGCCAGAGGAGGGCAGCGUUUGCUCUAAGAGCCAAGUGACUUUCAGAGACUCUUGCUAUUAAUUUGUGCCUUUUGGCCGCUCUUUCUAUGGUGCCCAGAACUGGUGUGAGGAGCAAGGAGGCCAUUUGGUCUUUAUUCACGAUGAAGGCACCCAGCAGUUUCUGCAGAAGCACGUCUCUCAGGACAGAGAAUGGUGGAUUGGACUCACAGGGAACUCGGCUCAGAAUGGAACCGCAGAAGGGCCGGGGAUCUGGCUGGAUACCUCAAAUGUGGACUACAGCCACUGGCACCGAGGGCAGGCCUCUCCUGCUCCCAACACCUGGGGCUACAUCGGGAGAGACCCUUCUGCCAGGUGGGCUGCCUCAAACAACUGCACACAGCUGUUCGCCUUCAUCUGCGAAUUUGGUGUCGGCCAGAGUCUGGCCUGCGAGGGCCACGAUGCCACCAUGCACUGUGGCUCAGGGGAGGUCAUUCAGAUCCAGGAUGCUUUCUACAGGCGCCAGACUCCCCAUUAUUGCACCCAGGACGCUGGGAGCCCCUUGGACCUGGAGGAGGAAUGCAGCUGGGUCAGCGUCAAGGAUGAAGUGGCAGGACAGUGCCAGGGCCUGCAGGCAUGCCAGGAGGCAGCAAAUGGAACCUUCUUUGGAGACCUGUGCCCCACCCGGGGCAGCUACCUCUGGGUGCAGUACCAGUGUUGGGAAGGCCUGUAGCUAACGGUGUCCAAUGAGAGUUUCAUCUUCGGUAAUGUCACCAUCUCCCUGAUGUGGCUCCUCUCUCCCUACACUGGAAAUCUGUCCUGUAUCAUUAUCACAGGGGAUGGCCACACUUUUGAUCCCUAUUACCCCCCCCCUUUGUCCAGCAAAGUGAUCCACCAAUUCACAUCCCCUGGGGAAUUCACUGUGUUUGCUGAGUGCACAACUAGUGAGUGGCAUGUGACAGCUCAGAAGCAAGUGACAAUUCGAGACAAGAUGAAGAGACUCAGUGUGACUGGGUGCUCUGGCCUGUCCAAAUCAGGAGCCAGCCCUCUCUGCCAGGUUGUCUUCGAGUAUACUAUGUGGAUUCAGGUGGAGCUCAAUGGAGGUGAGUCUGUGACUUACACUGUGCUAUCGGAUAACACAACCCUGGCUGAGUCCACCACACAGCAGGCCCUGCUCCCCUACAACCUCACCCUGGACAGAGCAGCCCAGCAGGAGAUGGGCCCAGGGAUGCACCACCUGGAGAUCCAAGCCACCAGCAACACCACCACCUCUGCACCCUCCACAAACAUCACGGUCCACUUCAUGAAACCUCUGCCAGGGCUACAGGCCUCCUGGGCUUCUGACCACUUGGAGGUUGGACAGGAUCUACUGAUCAAGAUCUCAGUGGCUCAUGGCAUUCCAGAAGAGCUGACCUUUGAGGUAGCAGGACUCAAUACAUCCUUCUCCCACGAGGAAGAGAGUCUUGGGUGGCCAUCUAGGAUUUACCAUGUGGUAGUUCCUCUUGAAGGUACUUGGGAUUGUCUUCUCCCCACAAGAAAAAUAGACUUGGAUGACUCCAGUGAUGAAGAGGAUGAGGAGGAAGGCAAGGGAACAGCUCCUUCCAGUCUCCAAGAACCAUCUGGAACAAACACUGAGGAAAAGAAUGUGAAGGUCACAGUACUGGAGGACAAUGAUCGCUUUGCCCAGUACCACUACCUGGUGACAGUCUACAUGGGACAUCGGAGAGGGCCAGCUCCUUCCUCAAAGGUGACUAUAACCCUAUAUGGCCUGGAUGGAGAGAGUGAGCCCCACCACCUGUCAGACCCUAACAUUCCAGUUUUUGAACGAGGAGGAGUGAAUGUGUUCUUAUUCUCCACCCUGUUCCCCCUGGGGGAACUGAGGAGCCUGCGGCUGUAGCAUGACAACUCAGGGGACUGGCCAUCCUGGUACAUGAGCCAGGUGCUGGUGCAUGACCUGGCGAUGGGCAGGAAGUGGUAUUUCCUCUGCAAUUCGUGGCUGUCCAUUGAUGUCGGAGACUGUGUCCUUGACAAAGUAUUUCCAGUGGCCACAGAGCAGGACAGGAAACAAUUCAGCCACCUGUUCUUCAUGAAGACCUCCAUAGGCUUCCAGGACAGACACAUUUGGUAUUCCAUCUUCAGCUGCUCAGCUCGGAGCAACUUCACCCGCGUCCAGAGGGUGUCCUGCUGCUUCUCCCUGCUCCUCUGCACCAUGCUGACCAGCAUCAUGUUUUGGGGUGUUUCCAAGGACCCAGCUGAGCAAAAAAUGGACUUGGGUAAAAUUGAAUUUACUUGGCAAGAAGUGAUGACUGGGCUGGAGAGCUCUCUCCUCAUGUUCCCCAUCAACCUCCUGAUUGUUCAGAUCUUUCGAAACACCCGACCUCGGGUCACUAAGGAGCAGAACACUGGGAAAGGUGACAGGGGGUCUCCCAGUCCAACCCCCUCACCACAGCCCCUGGAGGAUGGCCUUCUGACACCUGAAAUGGUGACCAAGGUAUGUUCUCAACUUGUCAGCUCCCUGUAUAAAGUUCUGAAAAUGCCAUCCCCUGCCUCAGGCUGGGACUCGGCAAACUUGAUGGACAUCAACCAACUGCUGGCCUUGCUGGAAGACAUCAUCUGUCUGCAGAACAUGGCAGGGCAGAUGUUUUGGGAAGAAGCCAAACAGAGAGAGGACCCGUUAAUACUCACUCUUGGAACAGAGCAAGUGAGAGAAAAAAUUCCAUACCUGACACAUGAGGUGGGCGCAAGUGAUCCAUGGAAGAACAGUGUGUACAGGCAGUGUCUCUACCUUCAGCUGGAGGAUGUGGAACAAGAACUGCGGCUGGUAGGGCCCCGAGGCUUCCCCCACUGCCAGAGCCAGGCCCGGGCCUUCAGACAGCUGCAGACCCUAAAGGGCUGCCUCAUGGGACAGCUGGACACUCUACCUCCAGCACACACCAGCUCCCUGAGAUCAAGCAAGCCCCCUCGAGGCCUGCCCUGGUGGUGUGUCCUAGUGGGCUGGCUCCUGGUGGCCGCCACCAGCGGUGUGGCAGCCUUCUUCACCAAGCUAUAUGGCUUGCAUUACGGGAGGACCAGCUCCCUCAAGUGGCUCAUCUCCAUGGCCAUCUCCUUUGUAGAGAGUGUGUUUGUCACCCAGCCCCUGAAGGUGCUGGGGUUUGCUGCCUUCUUUGCACUGGUCUUAAAGAGCAUGGAGGACGAAGAGGAACCUAUGGCCUCUCUCCUGGAACACUUGUCCAGCCCAGACCCCUCUGCCCUGUUCCGAGUACGAAGAAACAGCAGAAAGGAUGUCUACCAGCCGCCUCUGGCUGCCAACAUUGAGAAGAUGAAAACCACCCACCUCAAGGAACAGAAAGCGUCGGCUCUAAUCAGAGAAAUCUUGGCAUACCUGGGCUUCCUGUGGAUGCUGCUGCUGGUGGCCUAUGGACAGAGGGAACCCAGUGCCUACCACUUCAACAGACACCUUAAGCAUAGCUUCACCCAAGGCUUUUCAGUUGUCCUGAGUCUCCAGGAGUUCUUCAUGUGGGAAAACACUACCCUUGUAAAAAACCUGUAUAGUCAUCACCCAGCUCUGCAACCGUUAACCAAGACUGCUAGGGGAAUCAGUUUCAGUGAGACAGCCAAAGCUGACACUGCCCUUGGCUACAUCAUUGCCUUCCUGGUACUGCUGUCCACAGUGAAACUUUGGCAUCUGCUCAGGCUAAACCCCAAAAUGAACAUGAUCACAUCAGCUCUACACCGUGCCUGGGGAGACAUUUCCAGCUUUGCUAUCAUCAUCCUUAUCAUGCUCCUGGCUUACUCCAUUGCGUCAAACUUGAUAUUCGGUUGGAAACUCCAUUCCUACAAAACCCUCUUUGAUGCAGCAGAAACGAUGAUCAGCCUUCAGCUUGGAAUCUUCAACUAUGAGGAGGUCCUGGACCACAGCCCAGUGCUCGGCUCCUUCCUAAUUGGGUCCUGCAUUGUUUUCAUGGCAUUUAUUGUGCUGAAUCUAUUUAUCUCUGUCAUCCUGGUAGCCUUCAAUGAAGAGCAAAAAUACUAUCAGCUGUCGGAGGAAGGAGAGAUUGUCGAUUUGCUGCUGAUGAAAAUACUCAGUUUCCUGGGCGUUAAAUGUAAAAGACAGGAGCCUGAAAACUGCAGUGAGCAGCCCAAGUUGCUGUCAGAGGCCCAGUCCCCUCAACCUGCACAAGCUGCGCUCCAGGUUUAA